AUGGCUGCUGCGCUUGUCAAUCAGCCGGCCUGGGAGGAACGGAAACAGGCACCCGUGGAGAUGGACGGCGAUCCCCAGGCGUCUUUAUCGGAAACAACUUCCAACAAUCCCCGAGAAACCAACGCUUCAUUUUUAGACCUUCCUCCCGAGCUAGUCCAGCAUAUAUUGUCUUUUCUAUCGGCUCAAGAUCUCGCUCGCCUGUCAUCUACCUGCCGCACUUUCGCUGAGCAUGCGACCAACGAACUUUUAUGGGCCAAUAUCAUCAACUCCAAUCUUCCCGAACCCAUACACACAACAGGUGUCUUUGACUCCUUUCGCAGUCUCUACAUCGCCCAUCAUCCCUGUUGGUUCAUUCCUCGCAACAAGAUCUGGUUUGCGGACACCGAGCACACGGGAAAUUUGAUCCUCGCCCGUUACGAUCACCGACGGGGUGUCAUAGAGGCUUACCGGGUCAUCGCAGAACGUCGUUCGCACCAGUUCCAACUCUGGGACUGGAAUCCAGAUGUUAUAAUCCAAACGUUCAAUCCUAAAGUUAGUCUUUGGUUAGAUGAUCCAGUCUUGCUCCUGAAAAACCAUCACGAAGGUCGGCCGUUAUAUUUGCGCGGUGAAACACGCAUGCCUAUGCCUCUCGAGACGCAGCAUGUCUUCAACUCAUUUUCGCUCUGCUCCGCCCGAAUGACUUCUGAUGUUGUGGCGAACCGACAAUGGCCUCCUAAAACCAUUCCAACUAAACACCGCGUCUAUCGUGAAGUUGAUCCGGAGUGGGAACACCACCCUCCACAGCUGGACAAAAUUUCCGAGCAUGCGUUUCGAAUUAGAAGAUGGGCACACUUCCGAUUGGGUAUGCCUAUCUUCACCGCUGGGCGGAGCGAGACGCUGUCGACUUAUGCUACACUUGACCCCGAGCUGUAUACGCCUACAGACAAGAAACCAUACCAAGGCAUCUGGGUUGGAGACUACUCGGCACAUGGAUGCGAAUUUCUGCUUUUCCUACAACAUGAUCACGGAGAAGAGCGAUGCAGCCUUGAGGCCAUCAAGCUCACUGGAGACCCUAACGUCCCUCGCGGCGAAAUAUCUUUCUCAGCAGAUGACGUUGGCCCUGGAGGAUUUGUCCGCCUUGCGGAGGAAGCUCUCUUCCAGGGAGCACGUAUAGUACGGAGCAAAGGUCAUGUAGCGGGCCUCGGUUUCAGAGAUGAUACGUUCAUCUCAUCCCAACUUAUUCUGAUUUCGUCAGAGUGCGUAGCACACUAUUGGGAAACCAUGGGCCAUAUCUCCUAUUACCGUCGUCUGGACAUCGACGAAUUACUCCGGACAUAG
Molecule: messenger RNA, 1317 nt
Organism: Aspergillus luchuensis
Lineage: Eukaryota; Fungi; Ascomycota; Eurotiomycetes; Eurotiales; Aspergillaceae
Product: F-box protein
Exons: 2
Coding region: 1-1317 (438 amino acids)
Molecular function (GO): protein binding
Source: RefSeq, a predicted model, not a curated record